Brachypodium distachyon (stiff brome) is the source of this 2172-nucleotide messenger RNA. RefSeq names its product DEAD-box ATP-dependent RNA helicase 26. NCBI's taxonomy places the organism in Eukaryota, Viridiplantae, Streptophyta, Magnoliopsida, Poales, Poaceae. Gene Ontology annotation, molecular function: RNA helicase activity; ATP binding; nucleic acid binding. The coding region runs from base 135 to 1757 and encodes 540 amino acids. The transcript is spliced from 10 exons. Gene Ontology annotation, cellular component: chloroplast. The record is from RefSeq and is a predicted model, not a curated record.
GUGCAUAUUCGUCUCUCCUCGUGUUUCCUAGGUCACCCUGUUUUCCCGUGACUGCGAGUUCGCGACCUCCGCGUGCCCGCCCUCCGCCGCCGCCGCCGCAAAGAUCAACAUCGCCGACGUUUCCCAGCAGGAUCAUGUCAGGCAGUCCAGGCUACUCGGGCGCCCCGAGGCGGCAGCGGAGGCGUCGCCCGAGGGACGCGGAGGAGGGCCCCGCGUUCCCCAGGGUUGUCACGAACAGGGCAAGAGGUGCCCGCGAGGUCCGCCAGGAGACCGUGGUGCAAGCGGAGGCUAUGGAUGUGGAUGUUGAUGUGGAGAAGACUACUGAAGCCGCCGCAGGAGGCGUCGAUGGGUCUUACCUCAGCGACACACGGUUUGAUCAAUGUAAUGUUUCUCCAUUGUCAUUGAAAGGCAUCCAUGAUGCUGGAUAUGAAAGGUUGACCCGGGUCCAGGAGGCAACUCUGCCAGUAAUCCUUCAAGGCAAAGAUGUUCUUGCAAAAGCAAAGACUGGAACAGGAAAAACUGUUGCCUUUUUGCUUCCAGCCAUCGAACUUCUCUCUAAAUUACCCCGUUCUACAUCCAUAAAUUUGCUGGUGAUGCUCCCUACUAGGGAGCUCGCAAACCAAGUGGCUGUUGAGGCUAGGAAGCUUCUCAAGUAUCAUAGCACAUUGGAUGUACAGGUGGUAAUUGGUGGCACACGAUUACCUCAAGAGCAACGCAGCAUGAAAUCGAGCCCAUGUCAGAUUCUUGUUGCUACACCUGGAAGGCUCAUUGAUCAUCUUGACAACACACCUGGUUUUGCUACGCGGAUCAAAGGCGUGAAGGUUCUUGUUCUUGAUGAAGCUGACCGCCUAUUGGAUAUGGGAUUCAGAAGAGAUAUUGAGAAAAUAAUUUCUUUCAUUCCUAAAGGACGACAAACACUGCUAUUUUCUGCUACCGUUCCAGCAGAGGUUCGUCAAAUUUCUAAUUUAGCAAUGCAGAAGGAUUACAAGUUCAUCAAUACUGUUCAAGAGGGUGAUGAGGAGACACAUUCACAGGUAAACCAGAUGUACAUGGUUGCAUCACUAGACAUGCACUUCUCUAUACUAUAUGAUCUAUUAAAGAAGCAUGCCGCAGAAGAUGUGGAAUACAAAGUGAUUAUAUUCUGUACUACAGCAAAGUUCACCAAGCUUGUCGCUGAAGUUCUCUCUCAGUUGAAACUGAAUAUAAGGCAGAUCCAUUCCAGAAUCUCCCAAUCUGCUAGAACUAAAGUCUCAGAUGAAUUUAGGAAGUCAAAGGGUUUAAUAUUAGUUAGUUCUGAUGUUUCUGCCCGUGGUGUUGAUUAUCCUGAUGUCUCGCUUGUCAUACAGGUUGGGUUGCCUUCUGACAGACAGCAGUAUAUACAUAGACUUGGUCGGACUGGACGGAAAGGCAAGGAAGGGCAAGGAAUUUUACUGUUGGCUCCCUGGGAAAAACAUUUUCUUAAUAGUGUCAAUGAUUUGUCCAUAUUGGAGGCUGUGGCACCUUCAGUUAAUCCAAGCAUUCAGGCAGAAGUCAAAGGUGCCGUCAGAAAAGUAGACAUGAGCUCCAAGGAAUCAGCCUACCAAGCAUGGUUAGGAUACUACAACUCAAACAAGACCGUCAAUAGAGACAAGCCUAGACUUGUGAAGCUCGCAGAAGAGUUCAGCCAGAGCAUGGGACUUGAAGUUCCGCCAGCCAUACCGAAACUCAUUCUCCGGAAGAUGGGUCUGUUAAAUGUUGCUGGGCUGCGGUCUUCGUAAAUCUGUUGCAACAAGGUCAAGCAGGACUUGUGUGCUAGAACACACUACGCACAUUUGAGCAACCAUAAAACUAUCAAACUACAAUUUUCCCAUGAUGUACACCACUGCUGCAUUUUUUUUCCUGAGGAAGCUCUUGAUCAGCACUAUCUGCAGGAGCCAGGCUCCAGUAAAUCCAGUGAUUCUUCAUAUAACAUGUUCUUUGGCAUAGUAUUUCUGAACCUUAACUACAAUCAGUACCAAGGUAUUUUGAGGAGGAAAAAAAAGUGUAUUUGGCUAUUUUUGGCUCUAGUCAAUGACUAUAGGCAUUAUGCUCACGCUGCUACAUUAUACAUCAGCUUGUCUCAGUUAUACCAUUCCUAUGGAAUCAGGAGAUGUUUUGCUAUCAUCGACUACCAGCUUAUACUUAGUUUUGUUA